CCCCCCCGCCGUAUAUGUGACCAUGGCCGUACCGGCUGCUUUGAUCCCUCCGACCCAGCUGGUCCCCCCUCAGCCUCCGGUCUCAACUUCUGCCGCCUGCACCACCACCACCACCACCUCCUCGUCGGCCACCUCCUCCUCUCCGUCUCCGUCCAUCGCUCCCCCGCCGGCCGCUUCAGGGACAAACCUAUUCCGGCCGGAGCCCAUCGCAGCAGCGGCGGCGGCAGCAGCGGCGGCCACAGUCACCUCCACCAGCAGCGGCGGCGGCGGUAACGGCAGCAGCAGCGGCGGCAGCGGCGGCGGCAGCCCCAGCCUGGGCACCGCCGGCGGCGGCAGCAGCGGCGGCGGCGGCGGUAGCGGCGGCACCUCUACUCCCAAUGCCAGCGCGGCCGGCGCGGCCAGCAGCCUGCCCGGCAAGCCCGUGUAUUCGACCCCGUCCCCGGUGGAGAACACCCCCCAGAAUAACGAGUGCAAGAUGGUGGAUCUGAGGGGGGCCAAAGUGGCCUCCUUCACCGUGGAAGGCUGCGAGCUCAUCUGCCUGCCCCAGGCUUUCGACCUCUUCUUGAAGCACUUGGUGGGGGGCUUGCACACGGUCUACACCAAGCUGAAGCGGCUGGAGAUCACGCCCGUGGUCUGCAACGUGGAGCAGGUCCGCAUCCUGAGAGGGCUGGGGGCCAUCCAGCCCGGGGUCAACCGCUGCAAACUCAUCUCCAGGAAGGAUUUCGAGACCCUCUACAACGACUGCACCAACGCCAGUUCUAGACCUGGAAGGCCUCCUAAGAGGACUCAAAGUGUCACGUCCCCAGAGAAUUCUCAUAUCAUGCCACAUUCUGUCCCAGGCCUAAUGUCUCCUGGAAUCAUCCCGCCAACAGGCCUGACAGCAGCAGCUGCAGCAGCAGCAGCUGCCACCAACGCCGCCAUAGCAGAAGCAAUGAAAGUGAAAAAAAUCAAAUUGGAAGCUAUGUCCAACUAUCAUGCAAAUAAUAACCAGCAUGGAGCAGACUCUGAAAAUGGAGACCUAAAUUCAAGUGUUGGUCUGGAACUUCCUUUUAUGAUGAUGCCCCACCCGUUGAUUCCUGUGAGCCUACCUCCAGCAUCUGUCACCAUGGCAAUGAGCCAGAUGAAUCACCUUAGUACCAUCGCCAACAUGGCAGCAGCAGCACAAGUGCAGAGUCCUCCAUCCAGAGUUGAGACAUCUGUUAUUAAGGAACGUGUUCCAGACAGCCCUUCUCCUGCUCCUUCCCUUGAAGAGGGCCGAAGACCUGGCAGCCAUCCAUCCUCUCACCGAAGCAGCAGUGUGUCCAGCUCUCCUGCACGGACCGAGAGCUCUUCAGACAGAAUUCCUGUCCAUCAGAACGGGCUAUCUAUGAACCAAAUGCUGAUGGGUUUGUCACCUAAUGUCCUGCCUGGACCUAAGGAGGGUGAUCUGGCUGGUCAUGACGUGGGACAUGAGACAAAAAGAAUACACAUUGAGAAAGAUGAGACCCCGCUCUCCACACCAACCGCAAGAGACAGCCUUGACAAACUUUCUCUAGCUGGGCAUGGGCAGCCACUACCUCCAGGUUUUCCAUCUCCUUUCCUAUUCCCUGAUGGAUUGUCCUCCAUAGAGACCCUCCUGACUAACAUCCAGGGUCUACUAAAGGUUGCUAUAGACAAUGCCAGAGCUCAAGAGAAACAGGUCCAACUGGAAAAGACAGAGCUGAAGAUGGAGCUCUUCAGGGAAAGAGAACUGAGGGAAACACUUGAAAAGCAAUUGGCUGUGGAGCAGAAGAACAGAGCAAUAAUUCAAAAAAGGCUAAAGAAGGAAAAGAAGGCAAAGAGGAAAUUGCAGGAAGCACUGGAGUUUGAGACUAAACGACGGGAGCAAGCAGAGCAGACACUGAAACAGGCAGCUUCAACAGAUAGUCUCAGGGUCCUAAAUGACUCUCUGACCCCAGAGAUAGAAGCUGACCGCAGCGGGGGCAGAACAGAUGCUGAAAGGACAAUACAAGGUUCACUAGAUGCCUAUGCCUAGCUCCCAAUCCGGUUUCCCAAGACCCCCUCAUCCCACACAAAAAGAUGGAAGACUUUAUUUGAAAACUACUGUCAUGUAUUGAAUUUUUCCUGCUGAAGAUACCUGUGCUACAGUAAAGAACUUUACAAUAAGACAUUGGCUCAUAAGGGGUUCUGUGGAAAGAAAAGAGUUUUCAAGGCAACUUCCUCAACUUCAUUUAUCAAUGUUCUUCAAAAAUGUAAAGAAUUCUGCAAGAGUGUCCUCCUUCAGUGAUCUCCUGUGGCUCAACUCAGAGACCUAGAGAAUGUUUGUAAAUGUACAGUAGCACUCUUCUUACAGUGAAAAUCUGCAUCUCCCCUCCGGACUAUUGAAUCCAAAAUUACAGGUGGGUCAGAACAAGGCUGAGUAUUCCCUUUUUCAAGGAAUGCAGACUCUGUCCUCCUCUGAUGAUUCUAUAUUUGAGCACAUCAAAUAAUCCUUCCAGUGGUGUCCAAGUACACUUACAGACUGUUAUAUAUCAUACCGAAACCAGCAAGACAGGUCAGAAAUGAACUUAUAGAGGGCAUAAGAGGAUUCUUAUUUAAAAAAAAAAAAAAAAAAAA
Calypte anna (Anna's hummingbird) is the source of this 2595-nucleotide messenger RNA. It is a transcript of the gene DACH1, whose product is annotated as dachshund family transcription factor 1. The record is from RefSeq and is a predicted model, not a curated record. The transcript is spliced from 12 exons. Bases 23 to 2014 code for a protein of 663 amino acids. NCBI's taxonomy places the organism in Eukaryota, Metazoa, Chordata, Aves, Apodiformes, Trochilidae.